CUUCCGGUAAAUCUACUAUCCAAGAGGUUUAACCUCUUGUUCAAAUCAUUCGUAAAGUAGACUAGAUUCUACAAAGGGCAACACAAGAGCUGGUUUUAUCGUGCAUAUAAUUUGAGAACGGUCAAUAAGAAGGAUGGAAGGAGGCUUGGAUUUGUCUGACAUCGGAAACUCAAUUUCAAACUUACUAUUUGCUACUCGAACCAGUGAAGUAAAACCAACAUCACCUAAUUACCAGCUGAAUUUCGCGGUGCAUUGCCUGCCUGCAAUCAUUUUGUUGUGCCUGCUUUACAGAUUUAAAGUGUUGCAAAGGCUAAAAGAUUGGUUUUCCAAUAAAAAAAAUCAAAAUCAAGGAAGUGCUGGUGGUAACGUUCCUGAAAGGUGCUCGGAUGCUCCACUUCUUGAUAGGUUGACUCAGAGAUCUUCCAGUCACACCACAAAUGGACCCAAUCAUUCCCAACAUACUAAUGAACCCACAUUUGCUGUAACUACAAGCCUUUCCGAGCAAAUAGAGAGAGUAAGCAAUAUUAAGAGAUCAAACACAGAGCCGUUCCGUUCUAGUAUGUCACUGCAGGCUCUCCCAACCAAGCAAGCUCCUGAAGUGUUUACCUCUCCCGCUAGUACUAUGUGGUCGACGAUCGAAGGCUCUUCACUGCAUAUAGUACACUCGACCAAAGGGGAGCUGUGCUUAAUGGGCGAAAAAAAAGAGCAAAAAAAGGAGAAUUUCACCAAUCGAAAGACUGACAACUUUUUGUAUUUAAGCAUGGAAAAGCAAGCAUACUCUAACGAACGCAUUAAAGAUCAAAACCAAAUUAAAAAUGUAGAGCAACCUAUUACAGCAAUGCGCAGUAUAUUUUCAAAAUCCCAAAAAAGAUUUGCUUCAAAAGAUCUCUUUGAAAAGAGUGGAGAUGAAUCAGAAUUUCUCUUGGUAGAUAUGUUUAAAGCAACUAAUUCAUCUUUAAAUCGUGAAAUCCCUGUUGUCAGGAAUGCGUUAGUUAAACCAGAUGAUCAUGACAAUACAAUUGUGCCUUGUGAAAAAACUAAAGGAACAAAAAAGAAAGAGACUGGAAAUGAAUACACAUCGUCGAGAACUACCAGAACAAAAAAAAGAACAAGAAAGAUAAAAAAAAAAGCUGAUAUGAAAUCCCCAGUCGAUAAAUUUCAUCCAGAAACCCAAGACAUUCUAAACGCCGAAAGGUCCUUUUCUCCGGCACGGUCAGCGUUCACACAUAUUCAAUUACAGCAGGGAAAAAUAGUUACAAAGAUACCAUCUUUAAGAAACGGAAUAUUGCAAUAUGAAGAUAUCAAUAAAAUGCCGCUCAGCAGGACAAAUACAAAAAAGACAAACAAAGAAAAGAGCAGCCAACAUUUAGAAAGCUUCAGCGUUGAACUGGGUGCUGCUGGGGUGUAUAGCAAGAAAGACAGAGUUGAGGAACUUAAAAAAGUUAUACAAGACUGUGUUAUUGCUGGUUGUACCAAUACACGAUCACUGCUAGAAGAUAAUACAAAGACUUCUAAAAUGAACGGUAAAGAAAGCACGCAUACUAAUAAAAUCAAAGUUAAAGAUCAUUCGCAUCAAAGUGAUCCAAACGCUCUUUUUUUAAAACCAAAAAGACUUACGACCUCAAGAAGAGAUGCUAGUUAUCAAAACACUAAAAAGAAAGAAGAAGAAAAUGUAACUGAAAAUAUUAAUAAACCAAGUGAUACAACAAUGUUAAAUGAGGUCUCUGAAACGGGUUCUAAUGGCGUACUUGAUUAUCAUAAAACCUUGCGGUAUGCCUUGGAACAUAAAAACGUUUGUCAUGGAGGGAACAUGCCGCGAGGUGUAAAGAGACCAUAUAAGUCAAUGGGGACAUUGAACCUGUCCAGACACGAAGAGAGCAUCCACAUGGUAGAAUCGCUCUUAUCUUUGUAUCAACAUGACCCAGUGCAUGCCCUUCAUGAUCAAAGAGAGAUGACAAGUUUGAGCUUACAGAAGACAUUCAAUGAAGAUUAUGUAGUCUCAACAGCUGAAAGACAAAAUGAUCUUCAUUUUGGUACAUGGGAAAAAGGGCUUUUGUUCACAAGCCGAUUUUCAAAGAUUCCCCUUCGUUGUAAAGAUUUUCAAGCCAGAAAAGCCAGCCAAAUGGCAAUGCUUGACGAACAAAAGAAAAAUAGAGAGAAUGUGUCCGAAAUUUCCAAUUUAAAAUGUAAAAUACCUACAAAUAAGUUAAGCUAUCUACCUCCAACAUACACUUUAUCGUCAGACACGUCUGUCCACAAAAGCUGUGGGAUCCAACACCAGGCGCCAGAGUUGAUAAGCAAAAGACAGACAGCCGAUGUGUUUCCAAAGUUGUCUUCAUUUUUAAACAAUAUAGAAAAGGCUGAAAAAAAACGACAAGAAACUGUAAAAGCCAAAUCCAAUAUCGACAAUCAUACGUGUCAUUUAUUAGAAAACGACUAUAUUUUCAAAGCUAAUGCUUCAAAAUCCUAUACAGUUUAUGACGAGGCCAGCCCAAGUUCACAUUUUCAAGCUAAAGGUAUUAAUCAAAAAGACUCUAUCAACCCGUCUAUCACCCUAUCAUCAAAAGAAGUGACUCAUAGUUAUAUUAUUGGAACUGGAAUUAAAAAUUCAAAUGUUCCACCAGUAACUGCAGGCAAAAUACUGAACCAUCUCAUUAGCCAACCUGAUUCUAAAGAUAGCACCCAGGUUUUGAAGAUGCAACCAAGUAUCGAUAGUUCAAAAAGAGAGAAAGAAAAAAAGGAGAAAGUAGAGGAGGUAAAAAACAAUGUUCAACGGGAAUUUACGAAAUACAAUUUAGGGCUAUCUAACCAUAAACUUUGCUCUUCUAAUAAACCAGAUGUUGCUAAAAACAAGGUCAAAAGAUAUAAUUUAGUUCAAAAGGCAGAUGUAAGGAGAUGGAAAAAAGGAGUUUUAAAAAACAUGAAGCGCGAUCUAGACAUGCAAGUUAGCAAAAAGAAAGGCAAGCCGAUGCCGCAUCCAUCAGAAGAUAAAGAUGUGUGUACGAAAGAUAGUACGUUUGAGCCAUACGCAAACGUAGUAUCCUCCCAAGAUAUCCACGACAAGGAAGAAAUUAAACACGUACAAGAAAAAAGUAAAGAUCAAUUACUCGUGGAUACGGAAAGUCCAAGACAACUGGAACAAUUAGAAACAAAAUCUCCUCCUUCGGAAAAAAAUACAAAAUCCAGAGAAACAAACAAAUAUAGUUCAGAGAACCUCGUUCCUGAUUUAGCAAAGAGCUCUAUCCGUUUACCAAGCUUUUUACAUUGCGCGCAACAAGAACUGUGUGUGAGCAUGGAGAGUGAGGGCCAAGAAAACGCGAGCUCUGCCAACGUUCUUUUACAAGAUCAUCUCAGUUCUGAUGAGUCCAAAAUGCAGCAAGAAAAUAGCGAAGAAACAAUAACCCACAAGAAAUCUCCGAGCAAAAGUGUCAUAGAACACAAUGAAUUUCAGAGGAAAAUACAUUGUCUAUCUGGUACUCUGCGGCGUAAUGGAGGCAACAAUACAAUUUUCGCUCGCAGGGUAGAAGUUAGUCCUGUUCAGUCUAAAGUUAGUCCUGCAUCAUCUAACAUUAGCCCUGCAAAGUCUAUAGUUAGUCCUACACAGUCUAAAAUUAAUCCUUCACCAUCUAACCCUAGUCCUGCACCAUCUAACGCCAACCGUGCACAGUUUAAAGUUAGUCCUGUUCAGUAUAAAUUCAGCCUUACACCAACUAAAGUUAUUACUACACCAUCUACCGUCAAUCCUGUUCAGUCUAAAAGCCAUACACCAUCUAAAGCAAGCUCUGAACCAUCUAAUGUUAGCCAUGCACUACCUAAAGUUAUCCCUUUACUAUCUCAAGUUAGCCCUGUGAAGUCUAAACAAAGCCACACACAUUCGAUAGCUAGCCCAAUACGACCCAACUCCUAUCAGAAAAUGCAAGCUGUCAUAUAUCCUCGUGAUGCCACACUUCUUAGCAAUUUGGAAUUAGCAGCUUGCAAUAGCAAAGAAAAACAAACUUCACCGGCUGAAUCAAAUCAAUGGAAACUGGACUCAACAACCAGGCCGGAAGUGAAUAAAUCGUUAAGUUUUAACAUUACAAACAUCGCGAGUGAUGGCAAUGCUAUGUUUACAUCACUAUCUAAUAUAACUUCCAGAGAUCCUGCGCCAUUGGAGGUACAAAUCAGUGAGGGGAGGGAAUCAGAUUUUCUUAUGCAUUGUCCAAGUAUGAGAGAACAAAAUACAGCGCCACAUUGUCCAAGUAUGAAAGAACAAAAUACAGCGCCACAUUGUCCAAGUAUGAAAGAACAAAAUACAGCGCCACAUUGUACAAGUAUGAAAGAACAAAAUACAGCGCCACAUUGUACAAGUAUGAAAGAACAAAAUACAACGCCACAUUGUCCAAGUAUGAAAGAACAAAAUACAACGCCACAUUGUCCAAGUAUGAAAGAACAAAAUACAGCGCCACAUUGUCCAAGUAUGAAAGAACAAAAUACAACGCCGCAUUGUCCAAGUAUGAGAGAACAAAAUACAGCGCCACUUGUUGUUUCUAGAACACCCAGCUCGGAUUUAUUAUCUCUGUUGGAAAAGGCUAAAGCAGUACUCAAAAGCCCGAAGUCUCGAGAUAUAAAGAAACAAAUGCCAACUUCUAAGACAAUUGUUCAGACACCAGCACAAAACUACUCUGCUCAGACAUCAAACGACAGCCUUUCAUGUAAGGUGGGUGUACUCGAUUCAAUUAAAAAAUCGAUACUAUCUCCUCCUCAAGAAGAAAUAAAUUUCGAUUCAGCUUCUAGUCGUGUAAUAGCAAAACAAUCUGUCAACGAAGACAAAUCUCAGAUUGCACUAGUUAUGUCAGAGAAAAAUGAAUUCGGUACUAAUAAAUUAACGGAUGACGCUAGCUACACGCUUCAGCAUAAAUCACAAGAAACAAACAAUGUCAGUAUCAGUUGGAAAGGCACAUCCAAAUUUCAAAAACGUUUGCAGAUCCUCAUUAAAAAAAACAAAGAAAUGGUAAAUACUAGCAUGGCGCAGACAGAGAAGAAAAUGUGCCAAAGAAAUCCUUUUCAAUCCUCAACAUUACUUUUAAGACAAAAAUCUUUUAGUAAUACAGAGCAUAUGAAAAGUGAAAAAAGGCUUAAUUGGAGACAGAAGUCCCUUGACCUAGCGAAACUUCGGCUAACCGGCGAUGUUGACAGCAAAUCAUAUGACAAGCCGCUGACCGAAAGACAAAAGAUAAUUAAGGCUUCCAUUUCAAGGCUUCAAAAGCCAAGCCAGUCUAGGCGUUUGGAAAAGUCCAAAUCACAGGCAAUAACUACUCAAAGCACAGCUAAAGAGAAAACAAUUUUACCUAAUGUCAAACCCAGUACCACUCGUUGUGACAGUGGCGUGAGUGAUCAACCUAAUGACCAACAUUUAUGUAAGCCAACGAUUGCUAACUCCAGCCGUGUCAACAUCAGCAAAAAAGUUACUCAUCAGAAUGAUAAUAAACAAUGUGUGAAAAGAAAGAGCAAUAAACAAGAUAAGCACAGUAUUAAGAAUUGCGGGGAAAGUUUUCUUAAUUGCAAGGAAGCCAAGUCAACAGAAAAUGAUAGGAUUCCAGAAAUGGUGGCCGUCAGAAUGACAGACGAGAAAUUCCAUCGAAAGCUCAAACCGUGCACAAAAAGGAACGUUUUUAAUUGCUCUAAGCUAAUCGGUCCUAAUAGCAAUUCUCGUUUUUUUCAGGUAGAAAACAGUCUUCAGGAACUGAUCAAUCGCAUCAAACGUCACAGUAAAAUACAGCUUCGCAAUGUCACCGAGACAAGCCAUAACCUUUCGUCGUAUCCUGAAGAUACAGCUCCAAGCCAUAACUUGUCGCCAUGCUCUGUAGAGACAGCUAUAAGCCAUAACAUUUCGCCUUGCCCUGUAGAGACAGCUAUAAGCCAUAACAUGUCGCCUUGUCCUGUAGAGACAGCUAUAAGCCAUAACAUGUCGCCUUGUCCUGGAGAGACAGCUAUAAGCCAUAACAUUUCGCCUUGCCCUGAAGAGACAGCUAUAAGUCAUAACAUUUCGCCUUGCCCUGUAGAGACAGCUAUAAGCCAUAACUUGUUGUGCCCUGAAGAGACAGCUAUAAGCCAUAACAUUUCGCCUUGCCCUGUAGAGACAGCUAUAAGCCAUAACAUAUCGCCUUGCCCUGAAGAGACAGCUAUAAGCCAUAACAUGUCGCCUUGUCCUGGAGAGACAGCUAUAAGCCAUAACAUGUCGCCUUGUCCUGGAGAGACAGCUAUAAGCCAUAACUUGUGUCCUGAAGAGACAGCUGUAAGUCAUAACAUGUCGCCUUGCCCUGAAGAGACAGCUAUAAGCCAUAACUUGUUGUGCCCUGAAGAGACAGCUAUAAGCCAUAACUUGUUGUGCCCUGAAGAGACAGCUAUAAGCCAUAACUUGUUGUGCCCUGAAGAGACAGCUAUAAGCCAUAACUUGUCGCCGUGCCUUAAAAAAUGUGUUCAAUUUAACAAAUGUCAUCCUUUCAUUGCGCAAAUGCACAAUAAAGAAGAACUUUUAACCCAAGCCGAAUGUAAAGAUCCAAACAAUCGAAUUUUAUUCAACAAACAAGAUAAAACACUAUCGGGCUCAAAAGUUACCUGCAUGUUAUCAAGUACAAACAGAGGUUAUGUCCAUCCAGGAUUCUCUGCCAGCGAUACCCAACUUGUCAUGACUCAAACAGCCUACACAGAUCAGCCAGUAUCGAAGAAAAGUCGGCCCGUUGACAGGCAAGUUCACGUUUUAGCCAUAAAAGAGACAUGUAACCACUGUGAAAAAGCAAGAUCACAACCUGAUGCGGUACAAAGUAAAACAACCUUCGAAUCUAACCAAAUACUUGCUCAAAGCUCUAGAAAUAAAGAAACACUCGACAGCUGUUCAAUAAAAAGAGCAUGUAUUUUAACAGGAAUGGCGGCAAAAAAUAACAGCGUUGAAGAUGAUUCUGCAAAUGAGACGUGUACUUUGACAUCGAGUCCUAAAGCAACACGUGUAAAAGAUUUGACUGAUAGCAAUAGAAAGAACACAACCGGCUUUUCAAACUGCGAUGUCGGAGAGAAUGAACCUGAACUGGUUUCUAAUGAGAAGAGCUUCCAACACGUCAGUCAGUCGCCCAUAUCUGGCUACUGUACAUUAGAGUCGGAGCCAAGCUUCUCACUUGUAGUUGGCGAUUACAAAGAUCGUUUGAAAAGCUCGCGCCAACAGGUAUUAGUACUUAAAGACUGGCUGGUUGAAGCAUGCAACAGAGAUGACAUCAAAGAUACUACAAAAGGACCUCGUGGUAUAUCUGCUUUCUCCAACGAAGCUGUUCUACAUACUGGUACCGACUCAAGUCUGUCCGAUGACUUGGCUGCACUGUUCAGAGUUGAUCCAACUAAUGGCGACAAACACCAAAUGGUGAAUAAAGAUCAUGCCAAAUCAGAAGAUUCGUCAAAAUCUAACUGUUUAUCUAACGAUGGAUGUGACAUAAAACUAGCCACUUCUAAACAAGCAAUUGGUCCAAGUGAUGAGUUUAAAAGAAAUAUUUUCAAAGAGUCCAAUGCAUGUCUGGUCAAUUAUUUUAUGAACAGUAGCGAAUUACAAAACAGUAAUAAGAAAGCAACACACGUGGUGACAAAAGAUAGAGAUGAAAUUUUGUAUCCAGUACUUCAUUCCCAAGAGGAUUAUAACAGGUUAAAAGAAUUAAAUGCUUCUGAUUCUCUUCAAAAUUUUCUAUCUAUACAUGACCAAACUAGGCCAUUCCCUCACGUUACUAACGCUCCGAUAGUGCUGGCUCAAUCCUCUACAGGACACGUGUCAUUAUCUAAGCAUGAUGUGUUGAUUCUAACCUCCAGUGUUCAGACAACAAUACAGGUCACAUCUUUCACCAAUGGCUCGAGUUCUAGAAGCAACUCGCACUUAACCUUUGAUGCUGAGGGCAAAACUAGCAGUGAGUACUCAGAUCAAGUUGUGGGUGCAUGUAAUCUAGCAGCCGACUUGCCUAUGUCAGAACAAAACUUAGACACCCAAGAAACAGAAUUGAAUCACAAUAUAUUGCCUCCUUUCCUGAUUGCCAGUACGUUACCUGGGACACAUCAAAUCUACAAGCCUUUAAAGACAUGGAGCGUAGAUCAACAUCAAAGUCAUGACCACUUGACGCCAUUGAAUUCAGAUUUACAAUUAAUUCACGAUUGUGGGAAUCCACUUAAUUCCCGUCAAAUAAAAACAAAUGACAGUCAAAUCAGUUUGUUUGAUCAACAUCAAGAGCAGAGCCAUUUAAAUACUGUAGAUAAACAUGUUGAUGCAAGUGGAAAAAAUGAGUUUGAUCAUGAUUUAGAAAGUAACUGUUUUAAGAAGGAAAGCAAACACGGGGCAAUGAAUAGACUACCUUGGUUACAGCAGAAUUGUGUCAAUACUGGUAUUACUAAUGGCCAGGGAGCUUUAAUUGACAUGAAUCAAGCACGUGAAACAUGUCAAAUGGCUAGUGGUUGUGACAGUAUUAAGAACGACAAGGGUCAACUAAACACUGGCAUUUCUCUAAAACAAUAUACCAAGACGCCUCUUACAACUCUGACCAACACUGCCCUCAAGCGUCACGCCACUUUUAUUGCCGGUGAUUCCGCCAUCACAUUAGAUAAUGGUAUAGACCUACCAAUUGCCACCCAGAGAAAUACAUACGUUGAAGAUGCUAAACAACAGGCAACACUUGGAGAUAAUGAAAAAAAGUCUAAAUUCCAAGUUAAUGAAGAAAACAUACAGGUUGAAAAUAAAGUACAACAGACUAAACUUAAAGAUACACAGCAAAAUAGUUCGUUAAGCUGUAUUCAAAGUAAGAUCAAAGUUGAAAAUGAGCAAAAAAAAAUGCAUCAAGAAGCUGAUCAGAGCAAUUUGCGUAAGGAAAACGACAUCAGUAAAUCAGAAACCCAACACAUUGUGGAGGACACCAAAAGUAUUAAAUCUGUGGUGCAUUUUGAUGGAACACUUUCUAACGAAAUUUCCCAGGAAACACUAAAACAUUCAAAGAAUACUGAAGCACGUAAUGGAACUUCAACUAGUGUAAAAAACUGUCUUGAGACUUUCAGUGAGUACGAGACUUCAGAUGAUUCUCUUAAUUGUAUGAAACGCGAACAGUUUCGUGAUAUUGAAAUCAGAAGGAUGAGUCAAAAUAAUCCAAGAAUAUAUAAAGAGCUCAAGGAUUCAUUGAUGAAAACAAGACAUAAUUUAAAACAGUUUCACAGUGGAAAUCUUAUUUUAAAUGAUAAAUUAAAGAACAGAAUUCAGUUGAAACGUGCCAUGUCGGAAAAUGUGUUAGACAAACAGAAGAUUGUAGACGGAGGAAGAAGUGUGGAGCAGGAAGUGAAAACAGAAGAUUUAGAGACUAUACUUAACACAGCCUUAACAAACAUUGACCUCCCUAAAGUAAAAAACCAAUCCGUUACAAAUACAUUAUUUCCUAGAAAGAAAAGCAGUUUUAGCAAAACAUUCCGUAAAGUUCGGCGAAUCCAAAGUUCUGUUAUGGAUCCUUCAUCAAACGAAAGUCAGCUGCAUAGAGAAAACAAUGGCAGUUUUCCCAAUCAAUUGGCCAACACAAAAAGCUUUUAUCAAGAUAUCCAUCUUGGACACUCUAACACAGGGGGUGAAAAGCGUCUUUCAAAGCUCGAGGAAUAUCUUCAAAAGAUCGAUGAUAAUGGGUGUUUUAACCCGCUUUUUAAUAAGGUUUCAAAAUCUUUGUCUAAGCCAUCAACUAUAGCGACUCAGUCAAGUGAGGAGGAAGAGAAGCUUCAAGCGGUGUUAGAAGAAGGUAGUCAUGUCAUUAAAAAUAAAUCUACACGCCGAAGAAAUCCCUCCAUCCAAUCCAGUAUCUUGUCCAAGUCAUCGGAUCAAAUUAAUAUCAAGUCCACCUCCCAUAUUUCAAAGAAGAAUGUGUGUAAAAUUCAAGUACAAAGCUCUGAAGCAAAACCUUUAAAUCACAAGUGUUUCGCUAAUUCUAGUUGCGAUUUACAAAGCAAUGCGCUUAAUGAGAAAUUAGGCGAAUAUAGCCACCGUGAGGGUCUUUUAUUGAAUGUUGAGAAUUUGAAGCAACCAAAAAAAACGAUAAUUAAAAAGUCCCCCCUUACUUCUUUGGUUUUACCUGAAACUAAUGACAUCAAAUUUAGUGAACAUGAACUUUAUAAUGAUUGCAUACAUUUAAACUUUUCAAAGAUAACAAAGAACGCAACAGAAAAAAAAGACGUAGAUCCAGAUAUUCGAAUAUCGGACAUGUUUUUGAGCCAGUCGGCAAUAGAUAAAAUUAACGCUGAAAAUGAUAUCACACUAACAGGUGAGGUAGAGAAACGAAUUCAUACGAGUCUGUCCUCAAGUAGUUCUAGUUCCAUCGUACUCAGCUGGGUAGGAAGCGAUCAUUUGGAAACAGAAGAAAUAUUUUUGAACUUCGAAUCAACAACCCCAAACUAUAAAGUUGCUUUAAUCCCAUGUCGACAUGAACAAAUUGAUAUGAUCAACGAUAAACAAUACAACGAUAAUACCAGGUCACAGACUAUAAAAACGGAUCACCUUUUCAAGCAAGAAAAUAAUUUAGAUGGAAAUACUGUCAACAUAGAAUUAGAUAAAGUAACAAAACAUUGUCACUCAAGUUUCAAUCUAAAGUCAACACAAGUCUCUUCGCCAGCUCGAGAUCAAGUCCAUUCAUGCUGUAAAGAAUCGGUUUUGUUUUAUCCUAAUAAAAACCACAAUAAGAAAUUUAAUAUGGACACAGCGAAAAACAUAAAGCAAAAACUAAUUUCGACGAGAGAAAACAAAGAAAGGGGAGCGGAUGCGGGGGAAGCAGGUGCAAACAAAAGCGGAAGCUCUCACGAGUACGUGAGUACUUUUAAUAUGAGUGGAUGUGGAACUCCAAUGGAACAGCAAUCUUAUUUUGAUGCUUUUUUCAAACAACCUCAAUGGAACCAGACAUUUAACAUAGCCCUGACUGCCGAAGAAGGAAAUCUGGAGCAAUCAAUGUGUCUAAAAAAUGCCAGCGUUCAUUCAGAUCACGACUGUAAAUGCAAUAUUGAUCAGUUAAGGAGAAAUUACACACACACAUCUUUGCCAACUAAGUCUUUUGACAAUCCUUUAAUUUCGGCCGGAACAAUUUCAAAUAUUGAACCUAGAUCUGAUAAAAAAGUACGAAGAACCCAAAUACGCAAACGCCAAAAACUUUUCUUACACAGAUCCACAUUAGAAAAAAAGUCUAAAGGUGUGACGAAGAUAGCUAGUGAAGAAACAAAACCUGAACCCUCAGAAGGCACAUUAAGAGGACAACCGUUAUGUCCAGAAACACAUAAACUUGCGUCUCUAAUUAACACAAAGAGCAACAAAGGGAACUUGUCUUUGGAACAGCAUUUACGGUCUACUUCUCAGUCUAAAAAAGCGUCGCUAGAAAUCCCGGUAGAAAAACAAAAACCGGAUAAAGAUUUUAACCGAGAGCCAAGUCAAUCCAACUCCAGCCAAGCUAGUUUGAACUGGUACAAGCCUCAGUCUCUGCCUUCUUCUACCUCGGUACACAACAAUCAAACACCAGCACGUGCACAGCAUGACAUCAUUAAUCACCAGUAUGUUUUAAGUAGGAUUCAAGAACUUGAAAGUAACAAAUCGCCGGAAACUAUUCACAAUUUUGCUACUACUCAUCCUACUCAAUUGAGAAAUGAACAACGACCUAUCAACAUAGAUAAAGCAACAAUAAAACUGAGAAAUGAGCAACAAACACUGAAGCUAGAAAAUAUGCCUCACCAUCUGCAAGAUGUGCCCUCGACUAUAGAUUCCCAGAUCAAUGCAUCCAAAGAAAAAAAUGCAAUAACAAAAUCACCUGUAAUUCCUACGCAAAAAGUUAGCCUUAUUGUAAAGAUGUUUGAGCAAAAGAAAGUAACAAUUUGACCAAAUACAUGACUUUUAUAUAGGGUCCGUCGAUACAUGGGAGGAGGAGCUAGGCGAGGGGGGGUUUACAUUUUAAAAUAGUUGUUAAAAAUGUAAUAAUAUGUUUUAAUAACGAAUAUUGACGAUAAUUAUUUUCUCAAUCAUUUCGAAGUUAAAAACGCAUGUAUUACAAAGCAAUGCACGGUGAGAAAUUGGGUGAAUAUAGUCACAAUGAGGGGCUUUUAUUGAAUGUUAAGGAUUUGAAGCAACCAAAAAAAGCUAAUAAAAAGCAAAAUCUACUACAAUGUACAAACAAAUUAAGCAAUCAGCUUUCUUGUAUAUUGUAAUCGCACUUUUAUUCCGUUCACUUGAUUACGCAGUGACAACAAUCCAUCACUUGAAAAUCUACAGCAACCUUUCAUAGGAAAAACAUGCUUAAACAAUAUCAAAUAAAAUAUUUUAAAACCAGCUGUCAGCUGUGAUCCCAUCAUGUCUUGUGCUUCUUUAAGAAUGAUAUUUACUCAAAUUUGAAUAAGAAGUAAAAAGCCGAUGGUAAUCUUUUUGGGCCUCGCUUUUUGUGACGAGGUGUGGCGGUAGAUAAGAAGGAAGGAGGGAGGAUCGGCCUUAAUGAAGUUGACAUUCUUUGUACAUGAUCCCAUAUGAUAUUGGGUCAUUAUCUGGCUUUCAAUACCAUU
This is a messenger RNA of Physella acuta, 12558 nucleotides long. RefSeq lists its product as uncharacterized. NCBI's taxonomy places the organism in Eukaryota, Metazoa, Mollusca, Gastropoda, Physidae. The record is from RefSeq and is a predicted model, not a curated record.